CAUGUGGCAACGUUGCAGCUGUAGCGGUUGCAGCGGCAGCAGCAGCAGCAGCAGCGGGAGGAGCCGAAGUCGUGAAAUGCAUCCAGCACAUGCAUAAGUAGGGAUCAAGUGCAAUAUCCCCAGCUUCCAUCACACAGAUCCAGCCUUUGUUACGGCCGAUCUGCCAUUUGUUACCGAGACAUCCAACGCGCAUUCCCACGCCAUCACCGCCUUCUCUCCUCCCAAACCCCCUCAUCACCGCUGCCCUCCAGAGUCUUGGCAAAACAGGGUUCAGGGAGACGGAGGCUUUCCUUCAGCCACACCCGCAAUCCCGCGUCGACAUUUUGUCUGUUGUCCUGCCCGCACUCCCUCCCCAUUCCCACUCCCCGGUGCCUCCCCCGUUUCUCCCCCUCCAUUCGUCUGACUCUCACCAGCCUUGGCUUACCCACCCCAUCAUGGACGCCCACGGGCUCCGCGAGCGGAUCAAGGCCACGCUCGACGCCCACGCGGGCAAUCGCCAGGCCGCUGAACAACAACUCAAAGCUGCUGAAGAAAGGCCCGGCUUCCUCGAUGGCCUCCUCAACAUCCUCGAGGUCGAGCAAGACAAUGCAGUGCGCUUGUCCACUGUCGUCUACUUCAAGAAUCGCGUCAACAAGGGCUGGGUGAGCUCCGAGUCCGCCCAGCCUCCUCCCGUCCUCAUCUCCGACCCCGAAAAGUCCUCCGUCCGCGCCCGCCUCGUCCCCAUCAUCGCCUCCGCCCAGCCCAAUGCCCGCGCCCAGCUCCUCGUCGCCCUCCAAAAGAUCCUCCACUCCGACUUUCCCAAGCAAUGGCCCGAUUUUGUCGACAUCACCAUCAAGCUGCUGAACGCGCAGGACGUCCCUUCCGUCUUCGCCGGCCUGCAGUGUCUGCUGGCCAUCUGCCGCACCUACCGAUUCAAGCGCGGAGAUACGCGGGGCGACUUUGAUAAGAUUGUCGAGACCACGUUUCCCCAGCUCCUGCGGCUCGGUAAUAGCUUGGUAGAAGAGACAAGCCUCGAGGCGGGCGAGAUGUUGCGCACCGCGUUGAAAGCCUACAAGCACGCCGUCUACUUCGAACUUCCCAUUCCUCUGCGCGCCCAGCAGGCAAUGGUGGACUGGUGCACCCUGUUCCUGCGCGUCGUUGCAAAAGAGCCGCCGCAGAACUCGAUGAUGGACGACCUGGACGAGCGCGAGCUGAACCAUUGGUGGAAGUGCAAGAAAUGGGCCUACGUAAACCUGAAUCGCCUCUUCGUGAGGUAUGGCAACCCGUCGAGCUUGCAGAAGAACAACGGCGAGGAUUACACCGAAGUUGCCAAGAGCUUCAUCACCAACUUCGCCCCAGAGAUUCUCAAGGGCUACCUGCAACAAAUCGAGGCGUGGAUCCACAAGCGCAUCUGGCUGAGCAAGCCCUGCUUGUCCCACACCCUCGCCUUCAUGGACGAAUGCGUCAAGCCGAAGACCAUGUGGGACCAUCUCAAGCCGCACAUGCCCAUCCUCAUCGAGCACCUAAUCUUCCCCGUCAUGUGCCAGUCCGAUGAGGACCUCGCGCAGUUCGACGAAGAGCCCGCCGAAUACCUGCACCGCAAACUCAACUUCUACGAGGAAGUCUCGGCGCCCGAUGUGGCGGCGACGAACUUCCUCGACACCCUCACCAAGGCCCGGCGGAAGCAGACUUUCGAGAUUCUCACGUUCAUCAACAACAUCGUGAACAAGUAUGAGUCGGCACCCGACGAUCAAAAGAAUGCGCGAGAGAAGGAGGGGGCAUUGCGCAUGAUCGGGACGCUGGCGAAUGUGAUUCUGGGGAAGAAGAGCCCGAUCGCGGAUCAAGUGGAAUACUUUUUCGUUCGCCACGUCUUUCCCGAGUUCCGCAGUCCACACGGUUUCCUGCGUGCCCGUGCAUGCGAUACCCUGGAGAAGUUUGAAUCAUUGAACUUCAAAGAGCCGAACAAUCUCAUCAUCAUCUACCGCAACAUCCUCGAAUCCAUGGCCGACCCCGACCUGCCGGUUCGCGUGGAGGCCGCGCUGGCUCUCCAGCCUCUCAUCCGGCACGAUCCCAUCCGUACGAUGAUGCAACAGAACAUUCCGCAGAUCAUGCAACAGCUUCUCAAGCUCGCCAAUGAAGUGGACGUCGAUGCCCUUGCCAAUGUCAUGGAGGACUUUGUUGAGGUCUUCGCUGCUGAGCUGACUCCGUUUGCCGUCGCCCUGAGCGAGCAGUUACGCGACACCUAUGUCCGCAUCGUGCGCGAACUGAUUGAGCGGAACAACUCGAAAGAAGGUGACGACGGCUACGGCGAUUUCCUCGACGACAAGAGCAUCACCGCCCUCGGCGUUCUCCAGACCAUCGGCACCCUGAUCCUCACCCUCGAAAGUACCCCCGACGUCCUCGCCCAUCUCGAGACCAUUCUCAUGCCCGUCAUCACCAUCACCCUCGAACACAAGCUCUACGACCUCUACAACGAGGUGUUUGAAAUCAUCGACAGCUGCACCUUUUCCGCCAAAACCAUCUCCCCCACCAUGUGGAAGGCCUUUGAACUCAUCCACCAGACUUUCAAAUCAGGCGCUGAGCUGUAUCUGGAAGACAUGCUGCCCGCGCUGGAGAAUUUUGUCAACUACGGCUGGAAGACAUUCCUGGAGCGGCCGGCGUACCUCGACGCCAUUGCAGACAUUGUGCGGACGAUAUUCAAGGACGACAAGGUGGGCAGCGUGGAUCGGAUAUGUGGGUGCAAGCUUGCCGAGAUCCUGAUGCUUAAUCUGCGGACGGGAAUCGACAACUACGUCCCCGAGUUCAUCCAGCUCGCAAUGAACAUCUUGACGAGCGACGAGCUGAAGGUGAAGUCGUACCGCAUCCACCUCAUGGAAAUGGUCAUCAACGCCAUCUACUAUAACCCGCGAUUGUCGUUGACGGUGCUCGAGGCAAACGGCUGGACGAACAAGUUUUUCAGCCUGUGGUUUUCCAGCAUCGACAGCUUCACAAGGGUGCACGACAAGAAGUUGUCCAUUGGAGCAAUCACUGCUCUCCUCACCCUGCGAGCCGACGAGGUUCCCAUCAGCGUGCAGCAAGGCUGGCCGCGACUGCUGCAAGGCGUCGUGCGCUUGUUCCAGACCCUUCCAGCCGCGAUGAAGAACCGGGAGCUGGCGCAGAAAGAGGACGAGUUUGGCAUGCCUGGCGAAUAUGGGAGCGACGAGGAGGACGACGAGGAAUGGGAAGGCGAAGACUGGGAUACGGAAGAGAAUGCAGAGUCGGCGGACGUCAAGGAUGAGAGCACCGCCUACCUUGACUUUUUGAGUCAACAGGCGGAGAAGUUCAACGCUGCCGUUGGGCAGGACGAGGGUGAUGAUGAAUUGGAAGAGGAGAGUUUGCUUGAGACUCCGUUGGACCAGAUGGAGCCGUACGGGCUGUUCAAGCAGACGCUUUCAGCCAUGAGCCAACAACAACCGCAGCUGUACGCCUCACUAACGGCGGCAUUGGGGCCGGAAGAGCAACAAGUCAUCAAGGGGGCGGUGGAGAAUGCGGACCGAAUCGCCGCGGAGCAACAGCAGGCGCGUGCCACCGUGCAAGGGGCAGCGUCAUCUCUGCCGUCGCCUGGGGCUCCUGGCGUUGGUGCUGGCGUUGGUCAUACGCAGACCAAUGGCACGAAUUGAGCCGCCGCGGGUCUGCGGCCGUGGCUUUGUCAUAGAUUAGAUACCCUUUAAGAGUUCUCCUGUGCGAGUAGAAGCACUGCAAUUCAGUCUCGCCAUGUCUUGUCCCGGGUAUCAUCCGAGAGGUUCGAGUAUGUGUUGGAGACUCGGAGGGAUGAGGCUGUGGCUGGAUGGGGCAUUCGGCGUUCUGAUUGGAGGAAGCAACGUCAGCUGCUGAGAUGGCGUACUCAACACCGAUUCCUCGGCACUCUUGACAC
Molecule: messenger RNA, 3892 nt
Organism: Neohortaea acidophila
Lineage: Eukaryota; Fungi; Ascomycota; Dothideomycetes; Mycosphaerellales; Teratosphaeriaceae
Product: armadillo-type protein
Exons: 4
Coding region: 435-3638 (1067 amino acids)
Biological process (GO): protein import into nucleus
Cellular component (GO): cytosol; nuclear envelope
Molecular function (GO): small GTPase binding
Source: RefSeq, a predicted model, not a curated record